AUGUUAUCAGAUUAUGAUGAAGAAAAAUCAACAUCAAUAUCGAGAACAAAAAGACUUAUUGAAUUUUUUAGUGAAGAUGUUAUUAAAGAUAAUGAUCUUUGUUGUCGUUUUGUUAUUGCUAAUGUUUCACCUAAACGUAAACAUGAUGAAUUAAAUGAAAAAACCUUAACACGUCAAUGGAGAAUUGUUCUUGGUCCAUCAUCAUUCUUUGGUCAAACAAAUAGUCAAUAUAUUAAAUGGCUUAAUUAUCAAAAACGUAAAUAG
Rotaria sordida is the source of this 264-nucleotide messenger RNA. The record is from the annotation of a GenBank genome assembly. NCBI's taxonomy places the organism in Eukaryota, Metazoa, Rotifera, Eurotatoria, Philodinida, Philodinidae.